AAGUACGACAUGCAGUUACUGUGAUAAGAUGAAUGGCAUCAGAACGUCUUUAUUUAGGAAGGCUCAAGGAGUCGCUCAGUUUAAGGAAGGGUUCAGCCUCCUGCCACGUCGCGCGACUUCCUCGGAUGAACAGACCUCAGCUCUGAAAGAGGUUCCAAGAAACUUUGCCAGAACAAAAAGCAGACGAAAAAAAUAACUAUGAUGCGCCACAGUAGCGAUUCCCUUCUACAGUGACUAUGCGGACCGCGUAUAAUCUUAAACAAUGUACAUUUUGAUUCAGUCAGUUUUCUAUCGGGAUAAAACAUCUGGUCUGAGGGAUGUUAAUCGGUCUGAGGUGAGAAGGCGGGCUAGCGGUAGCUACGUGUAGUCGUCUAAAUGAGUGUUUAAACGGUGGAAGCAUUGCCAGCCUCUUUUUCCCACUUCUGUUUUAAAAAUAACGGGUUGGUCUUGCAGAUGUUAUUCUGUCGAUUUGACAGUGGCUUCAGAAAACUUUAAAGCAAUACAUAAAUCCCGCAGGCUUCGAGUUUCGUGCGGACAGAGCUGCAGUCAGAGACAUCAGCUGCAGGUUAUUUAUAGCUAAUUAGAAACGCACUCAAGCGAUCCGCUCUAAUGAAAUCAAUAGCGCCGACACGGGAGUUGUCAUGGUGACAGUGUCCUGAAUCAAGCAUAGGACGACUAGACAACUAGAGGAACUUUAAACCUAGCAGUUCCCAUUUGCUAUGUUUAUGUUUUGGAAAUAGAUUAUAUUCCACAGACUGGUUGCGUAUUUGAUGAGCCAGCAUCUGUUAAAAAAAUGGGUUGUUCUGUCCUGGUGCUCACUAUCAUUGCAUCCACUCUUGGUGGCCUAGUGUUCGGCUAUGAGCUUGGAAUAAUAUCCGGCGCUCUGCCGCAGCUUCAAGCUCAGUUCCAUCUGGGUUGUGUCCAGCAGGAAGCCAUGGUUAGCGCUCUACUGAUCGGAUCAUUGUCAGCAUCUGUGAUUGGUGGCUGGCUGAUUGAUCGUCAUGGCAGGAGGACAUCCAUUUUACUGAGUAACCUCCUCAUUUUAGGAGGCACCAUCAUCCUAACUACAAGCAUAUCUUUUUUGGCAUUGGUGGUUGGGAGGGCCAUCAUUGGCUUUGCAAUGAGCAUUUCUUCCAUGAGCUGCUGCAUCUUUGUCUCUGAGAUGGUUGCUCCCGAACGCAGAGGGUUGAUGGUUACCCUGUACGAAGUUGGAAUUACAGUUGGGAUCUUGUUGGCCUAUGCGGCCAACUACGUUUUAUCUGGUGUCCAAGCAGGAUGGAGGUACAUGUUUGGACUUGCUAUUAUACCAUCUCUCAUGCAGUUGGUGUCCAUUAGGUUUUUACCUCAGACAACCGGUACCUCUGAAGGCCUCGUAACAGAGAACGAUAGCCAGCAAUCUGAUAGAUUAGCAGGGGAAAUGUCGAAUCAGCACCCAACAGAACAAGUUAAAUAUAGUGUGUUUGACCUUUUCAAAACCAAAGACAACAUGUUGAGAAGAACCGCCAUUGGUCUUGGGCUGGUGCUCAGUCAACAAUUCACAGGUCAGCCAAAUGUCCUCUUCUACGCUUCCACCAUCCUUUUCUCUGUGGGAUUUCAGAGCAACGCGUCUGCAGUUCUUGCGUCAGUGGGUCUGGGUAUAGUCAAAGUCAUUGCUACUCUGUUGGCAAUGAUAUGUUCAGACAAGGUUGGUCGAAGAUCACUCUUGAUUGGUGGAUGCACAGUGCUGGCUAUAGGAUUGAUACUUACUGGUUUCUUGUGCAGACAGUCAGUGAUUGAUACAACAAAACAAUGCACUUCAUUAGAACCACAUUCAAAUUUGACCUCACCGGCUGAAAAUCAAGAAAACAUGGGCAACAUCUUGGUCAAUCAAAGCACUCCAUCUACUGGGCGUGAAACACAUGAUUCAAAUAUUUCUUCACACUCAGAGGACAUGUAUAAGUGGAUUAUUUUUAUCUGUAUGAUGACAGUUGUGAGUGCCUUCUCAGUCAGCUUUGGACCAAUGACAUGGCUUGUGCUAAGUGAGAUAUUUCCAAAGGAAGUCAGGGGAAGAGCCUAUUCAUUCAUCAACUGCUUCAACGUGGGGGCCAACCUCAUAGUUACCUUUUCUUUCUUGAGUAUAACAGAUGUGAUAGGCCUAUCGGGAAUAUUCUUUGUGUAUGGAGUUAUCGGAAUGGCAGCAGUUGUGUUCAUCUACCAUAAUAUGGUAAAAGUAUGA
This is a messenger RNA of Sinocyclocheilus grahami, 2215 nucleotides long. It is a transcript of the gene slc2a10, whose product is annotated as solute carrier family 2 member 10. The coding region runs from base 794 to 2215 and encodes 473 amino acids. Gene Ontology annotation, molecular function: D-glucose transmembrane transporter activity. The transcript has 4 exons. Gene Ontology annotation, cellular component: membrane. NCBI's taxonomy places the organism in Eukaryota, Metazoa, Chordata, Actinopteri, Cypriniformes, Cyprinidae. The record is from RefSeq and is a predicted model, not a curated record. Gene Ontology annotation, biological process: D-glucose transmembrane transport; circulatory system development.